GGAAACCACUCCCUCCCUCAGCCGCCGCCGCCUUCCCACUGCCCACGAGCCAGCGUCAUCCCCAGCUCCGCCCCCCACGGCCGACGACUCCACCCUCCGAGUCCACGGUGGCUUCCUUCGGUCCGAGGGGAGGUGGAUGAACAGGAGCGUGUGCCACCACCUGCUCGCCCACUGCAGAUCCCUGCGGGAGCUAGAGAGAAUCCACGCCCGGGCCGUCACCCAUGGCCUCCACCCCAGUAACCAGUCCAUCUCGUGCACGCUCUUCCGGCGUUACGCCGACUUCGGCCGCCCCGCCGAGGCGCGCAGGCUGUUCGGCGAGAUCCCCUGCCCGGACCUCGUCUCCUACACCAGCCUCAUGUCGCUCCACCUCCAGCUGAGCCAGCACCACGAGGCCAUGUCCGCCUUCUCGUGCGCCGUCGCCUCGGGCCACCGCCCCGAUGGCUUUGUGGUUGUUGGUGCGCUCUCGGCGUCCGGCGGGGCUGGGGAUCUGCGCGCUGGUUUGGGGGUGCAUGGUCUCAUUUUCCGUUGCGGGUUGGGCUCUGAGCUGGUCGUCGGCAAUGCUCUGGUUGAUAUGUAUUGCCGGUGUGGGAGGUUCGAGGGCGUGCUAGGGGUGUUCGACGAAAUGGCGGUGAAAGACGAGGUCACCUGGGGCAGCAUGCUGCAUGGGUAUAUGAAGUGUGUCGGUGUGGAUGCAGCGUUGUCCUUCUUUGACCAGAUGCCGGUGAAGAGCACGGUGUCCUGGACAGCGCUGGUGACCGGCCAUGUUCAGGCCAAGCAGCCUAUCCGAGCUCUAGAAAUUUUCGGCAGGAUGGUGCUGGAGGGUCACCGUCCUACCCAUGUUACAAUUGUAGGCGUGCUAUCUGCUUGCGCUGACAUUGGCUCUCUAGAUCUUGGGCGCGUCAUUCAUGGGUACGGAAGUAAAUUCAAUAUCAGCACAAAUAUAAUUGUUAGCAAUGCUCUGAUGGACAUGUAUGCAAAGAGUGGAAGUAUAGAGAUGGCAUUUACUGUGUUUGAAGAAGUGCCGUUGAAGGAUGCGUUCACAUGGACGACCAUGAUCUCGAGCUUCACUGUCCAGGGUGAUGGGAUAAAAGCUCUUGAGCUCUUUGAGGACAUGCUAAGGUCUGGGAUUGUUCCAAAUAGUGUCACCUUUGUGUCUGUUUUGUCAGCCUGCAGCCAUGCUGGGUUAAUACAGCAAGGCAGAGAGUUAUUUGAUAAAAUGCGUAGGAUCUACAACAUUAAACCGCAGCUUGAGCACUAUGGAUGCAUUGUUGAUUUGUUAGGACGGGGUGGGCUACUAGAGGAAGCAGAAGCCCUGAUAUAUGAUAUGGAUGUGGAACCUGAUACUGUUAUAUGGAGGUCACUUCUUAGUGCAUGCCUUGUUCAUGGCAAUGAUAGAUUGGCUGAGAUUGCCGGGCAGGAGAUUAUAAAGAGGGAACCAGGGGAUGAUGGGGUUUAUGUGCUUCUUUGGAACAUAUAUGCCUCAUCAGAUAGGUGGAAAGAGGCUCUGGAUAUAAGAAAACAAAUGUUGACAAGGAAGAUCUUCAAAAAACCAGGGUGUAGUUGGAUUGAAGUCGAUGGUGGUGUCCACGAAUUCUUGGUACAGGACAAGGCACAUGAUGCUCGAAGGGAAAUUUACGACACCUUGGAAGGAAUUGAUAGGCAGUUAAAGAUGGAUCUUGGAUCAUCCCCUCUGGAAGAAAACUUGUUAAUCUCUGUGGAUGAGGAACUCUUAUUCUAAAUCUGUAUACUGGCCAUUUCUUCAUUGAUAACUUAUAUAAGAGAUUUUCUGAGUUCCUGCGAUA
Messenger RNA from Triticum aestivum (bread wheat), 1802 nucleotides. Its product is annotated as pentatricopeptide repeat-containing protein At2g22410, mitochondrial-like. Bases 137 to 1738 code for a protein of 533 amino acids. NCBI's taxonomy places the organism in Eukaryota, Viridiplantae, Streptophyta, Magnoliopsida, Poales, Poaceae. Gene Ontology annotation, molecular function: protein binding; RNA binding. Gene Ontology annotation, biological process: RNA modification. The record is from RefSeq and is a predicted model, not a curated record. The transcript has 2 exons.